AUGUUUUAGACUCAAACUGGGAAGAGCCACUCCAGUUGAUGUACUGCUCAGUAUUUUGCCCAGAUUCAAUGACUUCAAAUUCUUAGUUUAUUAAUUAUUUAACGGAUAGCUAGAGUAUAGACACUGUGGGCGUUGCGUGUGUCGACGGGGGAGGCACUAUGAAUCAAAACAGACGAGGAGGGGGAGGGGCUCCUAGAGAAGAUAGACACAGAGGAAAGAUGGCGCGGGGUAAAGGUCAAGGUCAUCAAAAUUCGCCGCUACCUGAUGAGAUAAGACAGUCGAAUCUUCAAUACUCGGUGCAGAAUGACUAUAUCGACAGAUACAAUGAACCCCGAAUCGGUGGAUAUCGGUCGAAGCAAUAUCCGUCCGACUGGGAUCGAGACACCGACCAUACUAGGGACUCCGGUUCGAGAGCAUCAAGAGAUCACUACGAAGGACCUCGCGAGUUUAAGUCCAGGGGGAGUGUUCUAGGGAAUUACAGAGAAGAUGGGUCCUCCGAGUGGGGAGCCCAAAAUAGAGGAGGUAACAGAGGUCAUAAUAGGUCAACUGGCGGUAGAUGGAGUGAUGAAAGUUCGACAGGGUCCAAUAACUCGUUUUACACUUCCUCGUAUAAAAGCAGACCCCCGGGUGCGACUUCUGGUAAUUAUGCCGGCCGAGACGGUCGCUAUGAUAACAGGAACGGUUACAGAGACCAAUACGAGGAUUCGAAUAGAACGCCCAGAAAUACAUAUCGAAGAGAUGAGAAUCAAAAGGAGGAGGAGGAUCGAUUCCAGGACCAGCGAGGCAACUACGGAAGAAUGACUGACUCAGCGCCUGAUAGGCAGAAAGAAAGCAAAAGUGAACCUCAAUCAUCUCGGGAGACUCCGAAGUCCGCUAAUAAGAAAGAUCAAGGUGGUGGUAAGAAACGUGGAAGGUUAACGGAAAUUGCAUCUUCACUCAUUAACAAUGGAAACGAGCAAAUAACGCCAGUAUCUGCGACCCCAGAACAUCACAAGCAGUCGCAGAGAAAGACGCGACCGACCGACAACCAUGAAAGACAAGAACCUCUGUUUCAAAAUUUAGAAAUGAGUGUCGAAAAUGAAUACAGUAAAGGUUCAAAUAAUGACCGACAGAGAGAAGUGAAACAAGGAAAAGGUUUGUUCAAAGACUGUCUGCUAGCCAUUGCGCCUUCUGAUCAGACCCGAAAACAAUCUGGAAGAAUUGAUGGUGCCAAUUAUCACGAUGAUCGACUGGAAAGAGACUAUGAAAGUGAUGGAAAUGAUGGUUCUAGACAGAAGUCUUCAAUGAAGAUGAAUGGUUUCAACUCCGACUCAGACGGGGAAGUGGUGGGUCUGAACAAUAGUCCCAAGGCUGAAGACAUGCUGUUGGGGGUGCCUGGCUUUACAGAUGCAGAUAUGGAGAAGGAAACGGAAGACGAAGAAGAAAAGGAAGAAGAUGAUGACCUCCUCCAGUUACUCAACAGCUCGAAGGAUGUGGUUACAAGUCAUCUGACAUGUCUGACCCCAACAGUAGCUGACAGUGACCGGUUCUUGCAAGCGUGUGAUGCUCAAAACAAAGCAGCGAAUAACAGGUACCCCCCGAUGAUGCCCCCUCCACCCGUGCAGUGCGACAAUGACACAGAGUUUCCCCCACCCACUUUGUCUAUCAAACCCCCGAAAAAGAAGACAGAUGCAAAUGGACGAGAAUCCCCAACUGAAUUUGACCCUAUGGGAUGCUGCGGAGCAAAAUUUAAAGAUGACGUGCAGACACCAUCGAAUGACUCUGAUUCGCAAAAACAAGAAAGAAGAUCCUCGCGCACUCCUGUUCUGGGCGAUGCUCCUGAGGAAAACCCCGCCGCCACAGGCGACUCGCCUCAAAGCGUAGUGGCAAAGUUUGAGAAACUGAAAAUGUCGCAGUCGUCCUCCUCGGAAAAAAGAGCGGCAAACAGACGCAACCAGUUACAGUCGUCUGGAAAGGGUAUUCUGGAUACACCCAGUAGCGGAGGCGGCAGUGGUGGUGGUGGUGGUCGGAAAGGGAAGAAGUUCACAAAAGCCCCGGUGGAGUUCACAAAUAUGCUUUUCAAGUCGAAAGGAGAUUUGUUAACAGAAGGUAUAAGCAGUUACACUCAGAGUGACAGCGAGGAUGAAGUCGAAAGUUGGGGACGAAAAUUUAAGGAGAAGUUUUCCCUAGAAAAAACGACAGGAGAGAAGUUUGUAGAUUCGCAUUGCCACAUUGACUUUCUUUUGAAAAGACAUAACAUGAGGAAGGACUCGAAGUGGUCGGAGUACAACCGAAGACACUUCGCCUAUGUUCCCGAAAGUUUUGAAGGUUUAGUUGCUGUGUUUUGUGAACCAUACGCUUUCAGGGAGUUCCAAACUUACCAUCAUUUAUUAAGUGAACCAGGAGUAAAUUGCGUUGCAGCUUUUGGGAUCCACCCCCAUAGUGCUCAACACUACAACGACGACAUCGAACAACGUUUGAUAAAGGCUCUUCAGCAUGAGAGAUGCACCGCUUUGGGUGAAAUUGGACUGGACUAUUCGGAAAGAGCUAGCGGCGCGAGCGAAGCUGUUCAGCAAAGAGUUUUCAGAAGGCAAUUAAAUUUAGCGCUUAAAACGGGUAAAAAUUUGGUUCUUCAUUGUCGUGAUGCAGAUAGGGACUUGAACCGUAUUCUGCAAGAGGAAAUGCCGAGGGAUUGGGUAAUGCAUAGGCAUUGUUUCACUGAGAAUGUGUCCCUUUUGGAGGACCUUUUGAAGACGUUUCCAAAUAUGUACAUCGGCUUUACGAACUUGAUUUGUUUGGGCAGCGCAUACGAGCCGCGGGAGGCAGCUAGGAGAGUGCCUCUCAAUCGACUUCUUCUGGAGACAGAUGCGCCCUACUUUUUGCACCCAAAUGUGCCCAAAAGAGUCCAGUACGCACACCCUUCUAUGGUCAUCUACGUGGCAGAGAAAGUGGCAUCUCUAAAAGGCAUCCACAUAAGCGAAGUGCUAAGACACGCUAGACACAACACGCAUACAGUGUAUAAUUUAUAAACGAGCGAUUAAUCGGAAUUCGACACUAUGCGUCUCGUUCUCGGCCCCAAGAAAAGACGGCGAUGUUAACCGAGCCUAAAACUGAGUCUGAGAUAUGCCAGCCAGUUUCGCUGUUUUGCUACUCGUCAAAGAUCAAGCCAAAGACAAAUAAAAACUGGGAAAAAAAGGCCUCAAAAUAGAACUACACAUUAUCUCAGUCAAAUGUCGAAAUUGUUCAAGUAAUUUUUAGGAUCAGUUUGUCAUCAGGUCUUACCUUUUCAUUAUAAAAGGUCUACACGUUUUUGUGUGGUAUAUGUGUCAUUUUGAUAAUAUACUUAUUUAAAAAUCAUGCAAUAUAUUUUUAUUGUUCCGACCACGAAAAACAACAUCAAAAAUAAAACGAAAAAAUGCUUG
Molecule: messenger RNA, 3401 nt
Organism: Symsagittifera roscoffensis
Lineage: Eukaryota; Metazoa; Xenacoelomorpha; Acoela; Convolutidae
Exons: 6
Coding region: 159-3008 (949 amino acids)
Molecular function (GO): hydrolase activity, acting on ester bonds
Source: RefSeq, a predicted model, not a curated record